Messenger RNA from Paramecium pentaurelia, 1479 nucleotides. Lineage: Eukaryota; Ciliophora; Oligohymenophorea; Peniculida; Parameciidae. The record is from the annotation of a GenBank genome assembly.
AUGAUAGAAAUUGAAUAAAUUGUAGAUCUUAUAUCCCAAAAUUUUGAUAAGAAAAAUGUAACUUUACAAAUUUAUAGUAGGAAUAAGAUUUUAUCAUGGAUAUCUUUAUUUUAGGCAGUGUAUUUAAAUAAAAUAAGAUUGAAAAUUAUGAAUUUUUUUAAUACUUUUUGAAUUAAAUAUUGAAUGUAAGAUAGCAAGUGAAUCUUUAAAUCAUUAGUAACAAUAGAAUAAAAAAACUAUACAACGAAUAUUAUAAUAGCAAUGAAGAUGUAAAAAUACAAAUAAUAUUCUAAUUAUUAGAUUAUUUAAUUGUACUAGCAAUUGGAAAUGGAAAUAUAUGAUGAACCAUCCAAGAUCAAAGUUAAAUAAAUGGAAAAAGACGGAAAACAAAAUAAUAUUUUACAAAAUUUUUAAUAGAAUUAGAUAGAUUUUAAUCUGAAAUAAAAAAGCAUAAAAAAACAAAAUGAUAAAGUUAAAGAUCUUCUAUUAGAAAGUAAUUAAUUAGGAUUCAAGGAGCACAAGUAAAAUUCAUUUUUAUAGAACUAGAAAUUAGGCUGAAGAAUAAUAAGAUCAAAUAGUAUGUUGAAACGCAUAAUGACGAAGUAUUUGCUACAUUUAUUCUAGUAUUCAUGGUGUCCAACUCCAGAUUGUUAAUACGUAUUUAUUGCUGGAGAUAUUUAUUUUAGUUGUCCAGUUUGUUUGAAAACAUAUUGUUUAAGUUGUAAGACAGAAUAUCAUCAUAAUUUGACAUGCGCAGAAUAUUUGAAAAAUUAAAAACAAUAAGAACUCGAUGCUGUAUAUCAAUAAAAUUAAUUUACUAAUAAUUUAAACAAACUACAAUAGAACUAGUAAUAAAUGAUAUCCUUUCAAAAUCCAUAAUUUCCUAACCUAUAAAACUAAUUUUAAAAUUUAGCAACUGAAAAAAACUAAUUUAUAAAAUCAAAUAAUUAUCCAAAUUUUCAUUUGAAUUCUUAUACAAAUUAGUAUAUUCCUCCUUAACAAUAAUUAUAAUUCGUGAAUUUUUAACCUUUGUAACCAGCUUUAUAAAAUCCAAUUGAAAAAUAAUAAUAAUUUGUGAAUUUUUAACCUUUGUAACCAGCUUUAUAAAAUCCAAUUGAAAAAUAAUAAUAAUUCAUGAAUUAUUAAUUUUUUGGCUCAACAGAUUUACAAUAAGUAUAACUUCCUCCAUUGAAUUAUAACAUUCUUUUAUCAGAAAAAAACAAAUAUUCAUAUUUUAAUUAAUAAAACCAUAUAGAGACCAAGAAUAAUGGGCUGAAUUAAUAAUAAUUAGAUGACAAGUUUUUAAAUUUAAUGAUGAUAUCAAAAUAUAAAUAAUGCCCUUAAUGUAAAACUUGGGUUGAGAAGAUAUCAGGAUGCGAUCAUAUGACUUGCAGGUGCAAAUUUUAAUUUUGUUAUGCUUGUGGAGGAAUCUAUUAAAAAUGUGCAUGCCUUAAAAGCAGAAAUUAACCAUAGAUUUGA